CACCAGCGAAUGGCGUUCGAGCUGCCGAUGUAGCUGUUGUCGUGGUCGUCGCAUUCGGUUUUUGCAUUUCGUGUCUCUUAGCUUUACCGUUACACACUACACUCGUACAUGUAUAUAAAAUUGAGGCGCUGCGCGCGUCGCGGCCAUUCCUCGGCCCAGGGCCACCCUUCAGUCAUCAGCCAGACCGAGAGCCAGAGCCAGACUCAUUCGCCACCGUUAACUCUUUGAAAUUGGACGCAGUGGGCGGCAGAACGCGUUCGCGAAAAAAUCCAAAAUAAAUUCCAAGUGAGCAAUAGAAAGAGAAAGUAAGAGAGAGAGCGAGAGAGAGAGCAGGCAGACAGAUAAUGCCAAAAAGAUAGUGCCCAAAGUGAUCAACACUCGAAAAGCGAGGAAAAUUUAAGGAAGAAGAAAGAUUAAAGAAAAACUUCGGCCCGACACGGUACGAGUAUCCGAGUGCUAAGUGCGAGUGGCCCCCGAAAGCCCCGAUAGUUGUCCUAGUUGACCCUGCCCCGACCCUCGCAUGUGAGACCGGCCGGUCGCGGUCGAUCCAAUGAAAAUGGAAGAUCCCACUAUAGCCGAUACGUACGUGCAGGAGUUCGAUCUGCACCACCUGGAGGUGCCGGUUGCCGGCAGCAGCAGCAGCAGCAGCAACGCCAACGGCAACGGCAACGCGAACAACAGCGCGGCUGUGGCCGCCGCCAUCGGGCACGUGAAACGGGAGGAUCACAGUCCGCCGCAGCCUGUGGCGGUCAAGUGGACCACUGUGCAUGGGGAGCCACCGGUCCCCGACGAGGUGGUGCCGGAGCCCCUGGCCCUGGCUGUCCCAGAGCCAGCCGUUGCCGAGGAGCUGUCACCAUCGCCGCACAUCAAGCUCCGCUCCUUCUCGGGCCACCAGUGGCACAUAGAUGAGCGGCGGCUGCAACCCCUCUCGCCACCCCCGGAGCAGUACGGCCCGAUGCCCGGCCAGGCGAUAUUGGUCAACACAUCCUCCUCUUCGGCUGCCGGAGUGCCAGGCGGCGUGCCCUCCACCCCGCCGGAGACUCCGCCCGUUGUGGGCUCGCCGACGGGCAGCAGUAGCUGUAGGAAGGAGGCUGCGCCAGUGGUCAGUGCCGGACUGAGCCACGAAAUGAUGUGGCUGACCAACUCCAUACGUGCUGACCAGCAGCCCCUCGAUUUGCGGCCGCUGCCCUAUCCCGGCUCCCAGGAAGAGGCCGAGGAGUGGGAUCGCCAGCGGGACUACGCCCUGCAGGCGGCCGCCGCCCACCAUCACCACCACGGACAGCCGCUGAUGCAGAGCCAACACCAUCCGCACUCCCAUCCGCACCCAUAUCCGCACGGCCAUCCCCACGCGCAUCCUCACCCUCUCCCGCACGCGCACCCGCACCCGCACCAGGUCGUGCUCCAGCAGGCCAAGUAUCCGCAUCACCACUUCCACAACCUCGACCUGGCCCCCAUCAACAUGCACUCGAACCCACACGCCCACUCCCACACGGCAACGUACGCGGCGGCCUCCGGCUCGGUCACGCCCACCUGCCUGCCCCAGGUUCCGAGCAACAUCAGCAGCGGCAGCAGCAGCGUGGGAGGGGGUUGCGUGCUCACCCGAGCGGCCCUCCAGCCCUGCCGACCCAUGUCGGCCAGCUCGACGAGAUCCUCGAACAACAUGUCGCCCAGGACCUGCUCGGGAGCGUACAGCACCGCCACGCUGGAGGACUGCAUCAACGACGACAUGCUGACCACGCUGACGGUGCGGGAGCUGAACAAGCGACUUCACGGCUGCCCCCGCGAGGAGGUGGUGCGUCUGAAGCAGAAGCGGCGCACCCUGAAGAACCGCGGCUACGCCCAGAACUGCCGCUCCAAGCGCCUCCACCAACGCCACGAGCUGGAGAAGGCCAAUCGCCAGCUCAACCAGGACCUGCACCGUCUCAAGCAUGAGUACUCGCGCGUGUGCCAGGAGCGGGACGCGCUCAUGCAGCGUCUCCAAAGGAUCGGUGCUGCCGGAGGAGGUGGUCCGCCUGCAGCUGGCGACAGCCAGAGCUCGCCAGAGUUCUACCUAUGACGCCAGCUGGCGGCAGCCACCUCGUCCUCCUCAACAACCUCGCAUCGCGGCCACCAGUGGGCCGCCCAGCAGCUGGCCAACUGAAUGGCUAAAUGGAACUGAUUCCACAAGGUAUUUUUCCCCAGGAGUUUUCUUCUAUCUAGUUUUUGUGGCCAUAAGCCUAACCCAAUUCUCUCUUUUUUAGGAUUGUGACAAUAAAUUCCGUUACCAUUUAAGUUUGAGAUCUUUUAAAGCUAUAGAUAGAGAAAGAGAGAGAGGUCAGGGAGAGUGGGCAUGUUUGGACGGAACUUUUGCUGAUUAUCAGCCUGACUAUAGGCAAAAAUUGAUUAUUGAUUAUGAAAAAAAAAACGCAUUUGUAUAGAAAACAAACAUUGUAUAAAGACGAAAAGCAAAAUCAAAAUCAAAUAGAAAUCGAAAAAGGGAAGAGUAGAGAAUCAUUUGCAGGUUCUGAUUACCGAUCGCUACAUUGUAUUACGAUUAAAAAUUACAAUUACAAAUUACGAGUUAGGAACACACGCUUAUUUGUUGAUUAGUUCUAGCCUUAGUUUCCCCCCUAAUAUUAAGCGAGCAGGAGCGAAUAGAUAUCAUAACUGAUGAAAUAAGGGUAGCUGUAAUGUUGAUCUUAAAGGCCGCGAUUCUGUUUUUUCUUUCCUCUUCGUUCCACCGCCCUGAGCCAUACACAUACUAAACAAAGGUUGUAUUACGGUUAAAUACUUCAAGUACUUGUACUGACAAAAUACCACACUCGAAGCCGAAUCUGUAAAAAGUGAAACUGAAGCAAAACGAAGCAAAUCAAAACUAAACUGAACUAAACUGAACAAACAAGUCCUAUACGAUGUAAUAAUGAAAACGGAGAAAGAGCUCAUUGCAGACGAUAAUGUAAAUACACACCCACACACCGAUUUAAAUAAAACGAAGAUACAACGCCAA
Molecule: messenger RNA, 2986 nt
Organism: Drosophila pseudoobscura
Lineage: Eukaryota; Metazoa; Arthropoda; Insecta; Diptera; Drosophilidae
Gene: tj
Product: traffic jam
Exons: 1
Coding region: 551-2056 (501 amino acids)
Biological process (GO): regulation of transcription by RNA polymerase II
Cellular component (GO): nucleus
Molecular function (GO): RNA polymerase II cis-regulatory region sequence-specific DNA binding; DNA-binding transcription factor activity, RNA polymerase II-specific
Source: RefSeq, a predicted model, not a curated record